CGACUUGCAUACCGCCUCUCCACGCUUCGAGCGCUUCCUGUGCCGCAGCGUCGUUGCCGGGCCCGAGCAUUAUCACGUGCGCGCCUGCGAGGCCAUGUUCUUUGUACAGCGCGGCGUAGUAGGCGGAGGGGUGUUCGGAGGUCCAGUUUGUUUUCAGAUUGGAGGGCGUCGAGGUGGACAGCGUGCCGCCGACGAUUUGCUUGACGCUGCCGGCGUGCAGAUCUAUGCAGGGGCGGAACUUUGUCAUUGUGGGUGUGAGUGUGUGGGAUAGUUGGUGACGGUGCGGGGGAGGGGUGAAAUGGCACGGAAGUCCGAGAGGCUUGGCUAGCGUAGACUUUUGGAGGAACUUUUGUAGGCGCGACUGGAAUUCUAGACGCGACACAUCAAACCCACAAUGGCGCCACAGCUCGGGAAACGGAAGCGCGUGACGCGUGAGGAGCUCGAGAGGCCGUCGCCAGCGCCGUCGCCGUCGUCAGGGUCGGACAAUGAGGAUAUGCAGGCGCUGUUCCGGCGCGCAUUCGAGAAAAAGUUCAAGCCGCUGGACGUGGAGCCCAAGAAGCCAGAGACGAAGGAAGCGCCCGCGACCGAAGAAGACGCGGAAGACGCGGAAGACGCGGAAGACGACGACGACGAGUCCGACUGGUCAGGCCUCAGCGACGACGUCUCAAACAAGGUCGAAGUAAUCGAAUACAAAGACGCUACAUACGACUCGGACGAAGAAGCCUCCAAAGCCGCAAAACGCGCCUUCAUGUCCUCCAAACCGCCCACAACCGCCGCGCCCGCUCGCGGCAGGAUCGUCGGCGAGAAGAAGACCGCCGACGCCGACGAUACCGGCGAAAGCGCAAACCUCAAGAACGACCUCGCCCUCCAGCGGCUGCUGCGCGACUCCCAUCUCCUCUCCGCCUCCUCAUCCGGCGCCUCCACUCCCACCCUUACAACCUCCGGCGCCGCGCGCCACAAAUCCACAGACCUGCAUCUGCAGUCCCUUGGCGCAAAAGGCAGCGUUUUCACACAGAAGAAGAUGCCCAUGGCGCAGCGGAAACACAUGGCGCAGAAGGCGCGGUCGUCCGAGGAGAAGAGGCGGCACGAGGCACGAGAGGCUGGAAUCAUUCUGGAGAAGGAGAAGAGAGAAGCUACCAAGGACAAGGACAAGAAGAGGGAGAGGGGUGUGGGAGGACCGAGUAUUGGCAAGUUUAGAGGCGGGACGUUGAGUCUGAGUAGGAAGGACGUUAGGAGCAUUACAGGGGGGCCGGGGAGUCGGGGCGGGAAGGGUGGGAAGGGGAAGGGGAAGCCGAGGCGGUGAAGGACCGUGGCAUGGACAAGUCGAAUUUCAUGAAAGCUCCACACAAGCCUGGCCGUGUUCCAUGGUGUCGGGCCAUCUUGGCUUGGCUUCUGUGCACGACACGGCAAACGCAGAUAGGCGAAUUACCGGAAGGCACC
This is a messenger RNA of Macroventuria anomochaeta, 1440 nucleotides long. RefSeq lists its product as uncharacterized. The coding region runs from base 395 to 1303 and encodes 302 amino acids. The transcript has a single exon. The record is from RefSeq and is a predicted model, not a curated record. Lineage: Eukaryota; Fungi; Ascomycota; Dothideomycetes; Pleosporales; Didymellaceae. Gene Ontology annotation, biological process: maturation of SSU-rRNA from tricistronic rRNA transcript (SSU-rRNA, 5.8S rRNA, LSU-rRNA). Gene Ontology annotation, cellular component: nucleolus.